Messenger RNA from Erythranthe guttata (spotted monkey flower), 1267 nucleotides. Its product is annotated as heat stress transcription factor A-4b. Gene Ontology annotation, molecular function: DNA-binding transcription factor activity; RNA polymerase II cis-regulatory region sequence-specific DNA binding. Gene Ontology annotation, biological process: cellular response to heat; regulation of transcription by RNA polymerase II. Lineage: Eukaryota; Viridiplantae; Streptophyta; Magnoliopsida; Lamiales; Phrymaceae. The record is from RefSeq and is a predicted model, not a curated record. Gene Ontology annotation, cellular component: nucleus.
UUAGUGAGUGAGUGAGUGAGUGAGUGAGUGAUGGAUGGAUCAAAUGGUGGUAAUAAUUCGGCGGCGCCAUUUCUGGUGAAGACAUAUGAAAUGGUGGAUGAUCCUAAGACAAGUUCAGUUGUUUCUUGGAGUCCGACAGGACUUAGUUUUGUUGUCUGGAAUCCACCUGAUUUUGCCAGAGAUUUGUUGCCUAAUUACUUCAAGCACAAUAACUUCUCCAGCUUCAUUAGGCAACUCAAUACUUAUGGUUUCAGAAAGAUUGAUCCCGAUCAAUGGGAGUUUGCAAACGAGGAGUUCAUCCGAGGACAACGGCAUCUAUUAAAGAAUAUAUACAGGCGUAAGCCAAUCCACAGCCAUUCGGGCCAAGCAAAUGCAUCCUCAUUCACAAAUUCCGAAAGAGAGGAUUACGAAAAAGAGAUCGAAAAAAUGAACCAAGAAAAAAAUUCUCUCCAGUCACAAAUCGAACGGCACAAACAGGAAAAUCGAGGCUACGAAUAUCAGCUCAGGUCGCUCGAGCAGACUCUGCAAAGCAUAGAUCAAAGGCAACAACAAUUAAUGGCUACAUUAGCUCAAUUAUUGCAAACACCUCGAUUGGAACACUCUCAUAACAAAAAGAGAAGACUAUUAGCUUUGCAUUUCUUGCACGGCGAAUGCAAACACGUCGGGGAGCCGAAAAGCACGACAUUCACCGUAAAUAAUACGAGCGAUUCUCUUCCACUAUUAGAUUUGGAGCAAGUCGAGAAAUUAGAUUCGUCGCUGUCGUUUUGGGAGACGUUUCUUGACGGGAUCGAUCAAACCCUGUCUGAAGACGAAUUUAUGGUGGCGUCUUCUGGAGAUUCCGAUUUGAGGGCCCCCCCGCCGCCGCCUUUCUCACCCGUUGUUCGCCACAUGUCGGCGUCGCAUUCGCGGGACUGUAAUUCGUCGUCUUCGAAUUAUGAUGUCGACAGUCCGGCGAUAUCUUCCAUUUGCAUUGAUAUGGACUCGAGGCAAAAACCAACGUUGGGCAUCGAUGUGAAUUUGAGCCCGACUAAAACUCCCGAUGCUGAAAUGCCGAACGAACGGGAAAUAAGUGGGGGGGCCGCCCCUAGUUUGCCAGCUGGCGCUAACGAUGUGUUUUGGCAGCAGUUUCUGACAGAGGCUCCUGGUUCUUCUCCUUCGAUGGCGAAGGAGGUUCAAUCGGAGAGAAGAGACUGAGAUAACAUUAGAAACCAAGCCUCGUGAGAUAAUAUAUAGUUAGAUAUGAUGGUAUAUAUAUAUAUAUAUAUAU